Molecule: messenger RNA, 3641 nt
Organism: Podospora pseudocomata
Lineage: Eukaryota; Fungi; Ascomycota; Sordariomycetes; Sordariales; Podosporaceae
Exons: 3
Coding region: 1079-2656 (525 amino acids)
Biological process (GO): fungal-type cell wall organization; fungal-type cell wall (1->3)-beta-D-glucan biosynthetic process
Cellular component (GO): plasma membrane
Molecular function (GO): 1,3-beta-glucanosyltransferase activity
Source: RefSeq, a predicted model, not a curated record
CAUUCGUUUGCAUAUAGAUUUUCAUGCAGCUGUGCCUCUCGAUCGAACCAACGCGCCAUCGGCCUUCUGCUCCCCUUUUUCCUGCGGUGGCAUGGCACAUGGCAUGGAGCCGGAGAUGAGCUGCCAACCGAAGGCGUUGCAAAAGGCCAGAGCGGAGCACCAUGCCCAGGAUGUUGCCCAGACCGCCAAGCAGGAGCCAAGAUGAAGGCGAAAGUCUUGUUUCACCAACCAAGCAUUUUCCAAGACCUCUCAAGCAUUUCCAAGAAAAGCCCUCGACGAUCUCGCCAGAUGCUGCAAACAAGGGGUUUUUCGCGAAACCUCUGACGACGCUCUUGUGAAUAUCGCUCUCCAGCCAUUGCUUGCCACGCGGAACACCCGGCACAGGGAACACGAGCUGCGCGCCUGCAAAAGGAGAACCCUGCCGUUAGAUAGCAGUCACAGCGCAAGCUGAUGAAACGAAAUUAUGAUGGAACCAUUGGGUUUGGUAGCUGUGUACUUGUCGGGAUUAUGCAUUGACUGGUCUGUCUCCAAGUACCCCGAUAUCCCACCCUCCAUCUUCGCCGUGUACCCGAACACAGCCCGGCCGCGAGCUAUUAUCGGUCGCUGUCAGUGCCAGUGGAGUUGGGAUGGGGCCAAAUUGACAUGAUUGGACCCAGUGCCUUGCUCCCGCCCGCCGCUGCUGCCCAUUUUUGAUACUGUCCUGCCCUCGACUCGUCCUCCGUGUUGCCGUCAAUCUUUCUCUCUCUUUCCUUCCUCCAGUCAACUUCUGGCACAUUUCUUACCAUCGUUUCAGUUGCAAAUUGUUUAAUAUCGCAGAGGGAACUGCAUUCUUGUUGCUUGUUUCAGUGCCAUUCGUUACGGGGCCCCCCUCUGCUUCAUUCUGACUUUCGUUGAACACAACAUCUUCUUCACUUUUCCGGAUUUUUCUUUGCCAGCAGAGACAGCGUGCGCCAAGUGAAUCAAUCCGUCUCAGACGUCAUUCCAACCGCCCCGACAACUACAUCCACAUCAAAACAGACAAUCCAUCAACAGGCUCACACUGCGCGCUUGUCGCAACCACAACCAGAACAUCACCACAAUGCGAUUCUCCAAAACAUCUCUCGUUUCCGCCUCCCUACUACUAGGGCAGGCGGCCGCUGAACUUCCUCCCAUUGUCAUGAAGGGGUCCAAAUUCUUCUACGAAAAUGGCACCCAAUUCUUCAUGAAGGGUGUUGCUUACCAGCAAGACAGCGCCGCCUCCGGCCAGUCCACCGGCAGCUCCAAGUACAGCGACCCUCUUGCCGAUCCCACCAGCUGUAGACGCGACGUCCCCCUUCUCAAGCAACUCCGUACCAACACCAUCCGUACCUAUGCCAUUGACCCAACCAAGAACCACGACGAGUGCAUGAAGCUUCUCGACGACGCCGGCAUCUAUGUCAUCAGCGAUCUUAGCGAGCCAAGCUUGUCGGUCAACCGCGACGACCCCAAGUGGGACGUCGAGUUGCUCAAGCGAUACACUGAUGUCGUCGACGCCCUGAGCGGGUACAGCAACGUGAUCGGCUUCUUCGCUGGUAACGAGGUCACCAACAAUGCCACCAAUACUGAUGCUUCUGCCUACGUCAAGGCCGCUGUCCGCGACACCAAGAACCACAUCAAGGCCACCACCAAGCGCUGGUUGGGCGUUGGCUAUGCUGCCAACGAUGACGCCGAUAUCCGUGAAAACAUUGCCAAGUACUUCAACUGCGGCAACCAGAGCGAGGCCAUCGAUUACUGGGGAUACAACAUCUACUCGUGGUGCGGCGAGAGCUCUUUCACGGAUUCGGGCUAUGAUAAGCAGGUCGAGUUCUUCAAGGGGUACUCGGUGCCUGUCUUCUUUGCCGAAUAUGGCUGCAACAUUCCCCACGGUGCUGAGGGUCGUAUCUGGGAGGAGACUACUGCCCUCUACUCUGAUAAAAUGACUGGCGUUAUUAGCGGCGGCAUUGUUUACAUGUACCACCAGGAGGAGAAUGACUACGGUCUGGUCCAAAUCAAGGGCAGCACCGCCUCCAAGUUGAAGGACUUUGACACUCUCUCGACCGCCAUGGCGUCCGUUCGCCCUUCGCCCACCCAGAUGGACGCCUACAAUCCCACCAACUCCCCCGCCGCCUGCCCCACGGUCAACUCCAAGUGGGUCGUCAGCGGCGACCGCUUGCCCCCUACCCCCAACAACGACCUUUGCGAGUGCAUGUACAAGUCCUUGACCUGCGUUCCUUCAGACAACCUCAAGACCACCGACUUUGGCAAGAUCUUCAACUAUGUCUGCGACCAGACUCCCGAGGCGUGCGACGGCAUCAACGGCAAUGUCACCUCGGGCGUGUACGGACCCUUCUCCAUGUGCGGAGAUAAGCAGAAGUUGGGGUAUAUUCUCAACGAGUACUACAACUCCCAGAACCAGGCCAGCGGCGCUUGCGAGUUCAAGGGGCAGGCCACCAUCCAGGCGGCCGAGGCUGAUGACCGGUGCAAGGCUAGCCUAGCUGAGGCCAGUGAGGCUGCUAGCAACACCCAGGGUGGGUCAGAGACGAGCAAGAAUAUUGCCGUGCCUAUCCCCAUGAAGCACCUGUUUACGAUUGGUGACUUGGCUGUCGGGGCGUAUGUGGUUGUUGCUAUGGGCGUUGGUGCUGGUAUGGUGCUUUUGUAAGGAAGAGGAUAGAGGUGAGAGGAAAAGAGUGAGGAUAUGAAAGGGAUCUCUUUUGUCUUUUGUGAGGGAGGAUUGUUGGUGGUGGGAUUGGGUGUGGUGGUGUCAUUGUAGGACGGGUCCUAUGAAAGACCAAAAAUAGGGCGUUGUUGUCAUUUUGCUGUUGAGCGCUCAGGGAAAGGGAUGGAUUUUACAGGGACAAAAGGGAGGGAAGAUUGGGGCUUUUGUGUGUGUGUGUGUGGUUAGUGUUAUUACCUUUCGGGUGUGUAUUGUUGACAUGUAAUUGAGCGAAUUCUUUCUUCGGAUGUUGGUCAGGUAGGAUAUGUUUGUGGUUUGUGAAUAGACAAGAAAGACGGUGAUUGCAACAUGGUUGUCUGGUCUGGUCAUGGGAGUGAUUUUGUUCAGGACUCUUUUUGAGUCAGUCAAGGAACACUGCUACAAGUCAAACAACACCAAGCCUGAUGGAAUACAAGGGUGUGGGGGUUCUCUCCGUUCAUCCCCUGUCAAGACAUCCCUUAUACCAACCACGCCCAUCAUCCAAAGUCGGCAGGCCCUAACUAAACCCCAAUUUUGACCACCACCACCUACUUUGUAUCAGCAAGCACAAUGUCAGAGAAACUCGAUUCCACCACCACCAACUCCGAAAGCAGGUAGAGGAUCGUGGACGCGCUCGCGAAACUUACGGCGGCGAGGGAGGCUGAGUGGGAGAGAAAGUAGAAGGAGUCGGAGAGGACCAGAAGAACGGGGGGGGGGGUUCUACGGGGGAUAAUUGGAGAGGGGAGACAGAUGGGGGCGGUUCAGAUGGGAAAGGAGGUUCAGAUGGGACAGCUACUGGGGAUGGGGGUGUUUCACGAGGAAGGGGGGAUGAGAAGGAGGGCGGUUGAUGAGGGUGGGUGGUGAUGGGAGCUUUAAAAUAUGGGAGGUUGAGGGGGGUUUUGGAUAUCGAGAGGGUGAAGGGGGAGGAGGGGAAUAAGCGGUGGCUGAGGAC